GCCCAAGCGCAGCAGUCGCAGCAGCAGCAGCGGCAGCGGCAGCAACUGGGCGAGCAGCAGCAGCAGCAGCUGCAGCAGCAGCAUUGCUUUGACCGGCAGCAACAGCAGCACCAGCGUUUCGACCAACAGCAGCAGGAAGAUUUGCUGCAGCGGCUGCAGCAGCAGGGGCAUCGUGAGCUCCACUCCAGACCCGCUGCAGCUGGAGCUGCGCCUUCCUCACCUCUCGCAGCAACCACAGCAGCAGCAGCAGGAGCAGCAGCAGCAGCAGCCCUCACCCCUGCGCAGCACUCCGCUGCUACCCACCCCCUCCAGCCCCAACAGCCCUCGCACCAGCAGCACCAGCAGCAGCAGCAGCAGCCCUCGCACCAGCAGCAGCAGCAGCAGCACCAGCAGCAGCAGCGGCACCAGCAGCAGCAGCAACACCAACAGCAGCAGCAGCACCACCACCAGCAGCACCACCAGCUCCGCCGCCAGCGCCCCCCCCACCCGCAGCAGCAGCAGCAGCAGCAGCAGCAGCAGCAGCAGGAUGUCGGGCUACGCGAGUUUCGUGCCUCGCGCUGCGCUGCUUGCUGCUGCCUUUCUGCGCCCCCCCGGGCGCUUCAAGCGCGCGACUUUGCGCGAAAGUCCGCAGCAGCUUUUGGGCCCCGGAGAGUCUUUGGUGAAGGCAGCAGUUCGUCGCCGCGAGAAGGCCCGCCGCUUCUCCCUGCUGCCCCCAGCCAGGUACCUGCAGCAGCAGCAGCAGCAGCAGCAGCAGCAGAGGCGGCGGCAGCGGCGGCGUAGGGGCUGCGGGGAGGUAGCAGAGGCGCCGCUCCGCAGCUGCAGCAGCCAAUCGAGCAGCGCCCCCAAAGAGACUGCCAGCAGCAGCAGCAGCAGCAGCAGCAGCAACAGCAACAGCAGCAGCAGCAGCAGCAGCGGCAGCAGGGGGCGUGGGCAAGUGCCAGUGCCGCUGCCGCCGCAGCGGAAAACCCUGGAAGAAGUGCGGGGGGUCCCUUCUGUUGCUGCUGCUGCACUGCAGCACAGACUGGCCUUUUUGCUGGGGCCCCAGGCCCCGCUGCAGCAGCAGCAAGCAAAGCUCAGAGAGGGCCUCACCCCUUACCAGGCCGAGCUCUUCAUGUGGCAGAGACAGCUGACAGAAAUUCGCCGCAUUUACAGGGCCCAGUAUUUGCAGCGGCUGGCAGAAGUGACUCGCGAGGAGAGGCAAAGACACCAGUUGCUGCUGCAGCAAACCAGGGAGGAUAAGCGCUUGAGGCGCGAAGAGGCCCUCGACCGUUUGCUGGAAAAGACGAAGAGAAGGGCCGUGCUGCACGAGCGGCAGCAAAUCGAACGCAAAGUUACUCAGGCAGUGCAGCUCGGGCGCGUGUCCCGCAAGAAGACGGCAAACCUUCUGUGGCUGAACAAGCUGCAGGCCGCAGCACAUUACCAGCAAGCUGAAAAGGAAGCUUAUGAGUCCCAGGGGCCCUCGGGGCCCCACACGACAGUGCAGGAGCAGCAGCGAGCAGCAGCAGCAGCUCGCAAGGAGGCCCUCAGGUCAAUUGACGAAAGGAAUGUGUCUGCCACGCAGAUCCUACAAAGUUUAGGCUUCUGCGGAGAGCCUCGAGUGUCUCCAAACAAAAAGAUAACUGGCACAGAUGAUGUCUUCAGGGAAUUGAUGGAGGCCUCAUUUGCUUUGCUGCCGGAAGAUGGGCCCUCUUCGAUGCGGACUAGGGGCCCCCAUGACGCAGCAGAAAUGGACACUCCUGCUGCUGCUGCUGCUGCCGAUGCUACUCGCCCAAAGCUCACUGAGAAGGAAAGAGCAGAGCUGCAGUAUUCUGCGUUUUCAAACGAAGAGAAGCUGGCGCUGAUUGACCAAAAGCUGGAGCAGCUGACGCAGCAAAUUGAGCAGCAAGCUGAAGUCCGGGGGGCCCCCACGGACUUGCUGCUGGUGCAGCUAAGAGACCACCUCGAAGCAGCCAAACAGGCCUACCUGGAGGGGCAGUACCUUGAGGAAACGGAGCAAAGAAUGCAGCAGCAGCAGCAGCAGCAGCAGCAGGGAGGGGCAGGAAAAGACCCCAAAGAGUAA
This is a messenger RNA of Eimeria tenella, 2059 nucleotides long. RefSeq lists its product as uncharacterized. The transcript is spliced from 10 exons. The annotation marks the transcript as partial. Lineage: Eukaryota; Apicomplexa; Conoidasida; Eucoccidiorida; Eimeriidae. The record is from RefSeq and is a predicted model, not a curated record.